UGUCUGUGCACGUCUGUCUCGAUGUGCAGAAGAAAACGAGAGCGACAGAUGCUUUUAGUUUAAUGUGUGUGUGAGUGUAUAUACACACUGGUGAGGACGCACUUUGGAUUUUCUCUCUGCCUCUCCCUGAUUGAUGAUCUCCAUCUAACGAGGUCGACCAAGUAUGACAGCUUCCCUGAGCUCCUGCAGUGGCUUAGAGGUCCUCCUCUCCUCUCUGCAGAAUGCAGGGGACGUUGAGAGCACCUUAACUUCUCUCAGUGUCCUGGAUGAACUUCUGUCUGCUGGUACAGAUCGUCGUAUCCACUAUAUGAUCAGUAAAGGUGGCAGUGAAUCCUUGCUUACUGCACUGGUCAACACUGGGCGCAGUUUCAGUCCCAACUACACCAUCUUGCUGCCACUGCUGCACCUGCUGGCUAAAGUUGGACACAGAGAUCGUCAUAUAGGUAGGAAGGCAGAGGAGGCUGGAGCUGUGCUGCUGAGUCUGAAUCUGCUCAAACACAACAUCAAACAUGCUAGGAGGGCUGCAGCCUUUCUAUGGGUCAUCCAGGUCUUCUCUGCAUCAGUUCCUACAGCAAACCUUAUAGGAAAGAACUAUGGACUAGAUGUCAUCUACCGCCUCAUCCCUCAAUAUACCACCAAACAUCUGCACACCAUCAAGGCAGCCAUUAAUGCCUUUGCUGCUCUGCUGUGCACAAAGGCUAAUGUUUCCUCAGUGGUAUCUAAGGGUUACAUCUUCGGCCUCAUGCGGCUUUAUGAGGACUGGCACAGAAAGGACACUCAACAUAUUGCAGUAACAAUCCGCCAUGCACUGCUGCGCUGCCUCCAUAAGGUCACCCACAGUACUGCUGGCAGACAGGCUUUCGUAUCCCAGGGAGGCAUCAGACUGUUGUAUGAAACUACACAGACAUGUUUGCUGAGUAAAGAUAUGGAAUCUCUGGUAGAGUCCUCUGUGCAGCUGAUGAGGAAAUGUCUUCCAAAAACUCCUCUGCCACUGACAUCAGAUCAGUCUGCAUACACCUUCCCCUUGCCUGGAUGGCCACAAGCUGUCCCAAAUAUGGAUGCAGAACCAGAUGACAGCAGUGGGGAAAGUGAUGAUGAGGAGGCUGAACAUAACCAAGAGGCGGACUAUGAUGAUGAUUUGGAGACUGACUUGAACAAACUACGUCUUCCUCCUGACCCAGACAGACCCAAAGAGCUGCUGCCACAGUAUAGCCGCCUCUGUCCUGAACUCUCAUAUGACUUCCAGGAGCUGGAUUUAAGUUCUGAGCCAGACGAGCACACGACAGCAUCAUCAGCAUCUUCAUCAGAUGAGGAAGCUUUGCUGCUCAACAGAUGCCCUUUCCACUCCUCCAGGAGGGACAGAAGGAGGUGUAAUGCCAACAGCGAUUUGUUCACCUCCUCUUCAAGGUCUUACUCAGAGGCGGAACCAGAAGGAUACAAACCAGCUGCUGCCCAGUUAGAGGCCUGUGAUUUCCGCAGUCACAACAGCAUCCUCAGCACCAGCCCCAGAAUUAGGACCAUGGUUAGAGAGGCAAGGGGAGAAGCCCCUCCAGGUCAGAAAGUGGAUGAGCAGGAUGAUGAAGAGGAUGCAGAACAAUCCCAUCAUCGUACCAUUAUAGACAGGGUAUUGGAGAGACAUGGAGCCUGUAUCCCCCACCAUGACCCCAAACUGUAUCGUGCUGAAGCCGCCAAAACCAUAUCUAUUCCAGGGUUCAGCAUCCUGGCUUUUCCUGAUUUCUGGGGUCACCUCUCACCACCAGGACAUGAACCCAUGGCCCCACGCAAACCCAGCAUACAGAGGCAGAAAGUGUUUGAAGAUGUCCAACGUUUCUUGAAUACUGAUGGCAUCAUCAACAAGGUCGUGUUUGACCUGGAAGACAGCAGUCUUCAGUAUCCGCCUGAUACCUUGAGGUUUUUCUCUAAGUUUGAAUGUGGGAACCUAAGAAAGGCUGUCCAGGUCCGCAGAUAUGAAUAUGACCUCAUACUGAAUGCAGAUGCCAACAGUAACCAGCACACCCAGUGGUUUUAUUUUGAAGUCAGUAAUAUGGUGCCAGACUUCCCCUACCGUUUUAAUGUCAUCAACUGCGAGAAGAGCAACAGCCAGUUCAACUAUGGAAUGCAGCCGGUGCUGUACUCAGUAAAGGAAGCUCUGGAAGGUAGACCCCACUGGGUCAGGACUGGGACUGAAAUUUGUUAUUACAGAAACAACUUUUGUCCGGCCCAGUGCAAAAGGAGAACAACCUUUUAUACUUUGACCUUUACCAUCACCUUCGAACACAAUGAGGAUGUGUGCUACCUGGCCUACCAUUAUCCCUACACAUACUCUGCUCUGAAGGCUCAUCUGAAGGUCCUGAAGAAAUCAGUGGAUCCCACCAAAGUGUUUUUCCAGCAGCAGAUUCUUUGUGGCAGUUUGGCUGGAAACUCAUGUCCAUUGGUUACCAUCACUGCCUGUCCUGCCAGCAGGGGCUGGAGAGACAUUCACCAGCUCCGUAAUCGUCCCUGUAUUGUGCUGACAGGUCGUGUCCAUCCCGGUGAGUCUAAUGCCAGCUGGGUUAUGAAGGGCACCCUAGAUUUUCUAUGCAGUAGUGACUCCAUAGCUCAGAGUCUGAGGGAGGCCUUCAUCUUCAAGAUCAUCCCCAUGCUCAACCCAGACGGAGUCAUCAAUGGCAUGAAUCGCUGCGAUCUCAACUGUGCAGAUCUAAAUCGUCAGUGGUGUAAACCUGACCCAGUCCUCAGUCCAACCAUCUACCACACCAAGGGUUUCCUCUACUACCUCAACAGUAUAGGACGGACUCCACUGGUUUUCUGUGAUUAUCACGGCCACUCCAGAAAGAAAAAUGUCUUCCUGUAUGGCUGCAGUGUUAAGGAGACUCUGUGGCAAUCUGGCUCUGCUAUUAACACUGUAGGAUUGAAAGAGGACCCUGGAUAUAGGACCAUUCCAAAGACCUUGGAUCGUAUCGCACCGGCCUUUUCUUUCAACAGCUGCAACUAUUUGGUAGAGAAGUCUCGCUCUGCUACAGCCAGGGUGGUUGUCUGGAGGGAGAUGGGCGUGCUGAGAAGUUAUACCAUGGAAAGUACUUACAAUGGCUGCAACCAGGGAAUAUACAAGGGCCUGCAGACAGGAACCAAGGAGCUGCAGGAGACUGGCGUGAAGUUUUGCCACAGUCUACUGUCUGUGACCAAAGACAUGAAUGUUCUUUACAGCCGAAGACUCAUCAACCACAUUGACCUGGACCGCAGCACCCUGGACCACAAUUCUUACAAGUAAGACAUCCUGAACACAUCCUAACACAUCCUGACAAGGCCUGUGACAUCGCAAUUUCUGUCAAAAUGGGGUAUACAAAUGAGGGCAAUCCUCUUACGUGAGGACAUUGUCCUGCUGGUUAGGACUUAAGUUUUGGUUUACAAUUAGAAUUAGUAUUUGAUAAGAUGAACAUUUA
Epinephelus lanceolatus (giant grouper) is the source of this 3440-nucleotide messenger RNA. NCBI's taxonomy places the organism in Eukaryota, Metazoa, Chordata, Actinopteri, Perciformes, Serranidae. The record is from RefSeq and is a predicted model, not a curated record.